Molecule: messenger RNA, 766 nt
Organism: Chroicocephalus ridibundus (black-headed gull)
Lineage: Eukaryota; Metazoa; Chordata; Aves; Charadriiformes; Laridae
Gene: CGA
Product: glycoprotein hormones, alpha polypeptide
Exons: 4
Coding region: 163-525 (120 amino acids)
Biological process (GO): positive regulation of steroid biosynthetic process; thyroid hormone generation
Cellular component (GO): follicle-stimulating hormone complex; extracellular region
Molecular function (GO): follicle-stimulating hormone activity
Source: RefSeq, a predicted model, not a curated record
GUGGGAUUGCCCUCCCUUGACAGGGAGAGAAAACGGCGAGCAGCAUCGCAGACCCACGGACCUGCCACCAUCGCUGGCGACUUAGUUAAUAGUCCACCACCGCUUCACCGCCUUCUCUUUCCCAGGAUGGCAAAGAACUCCGCUAUCCCUCUAGGAUAGAUCAUGGAUUGCUACAGGAAGUAUGCAGCUGUCACUUUGACCAUUUUGUCUGUAUUUCUGCAUCUUCUUCAUGCUUUCCCAGAUGGAGAGUUUCUCAUGCAGGGUUGUCCAGAGUGCAAGCUAGGGGAGAACAGAUUCUUUUCCAAGCCAGGAGCACCCAUUUACCAGUGCACUGGGUGCUGUUUCUCCCGAGCCUAUCCCACUCCGAUGAGGUCCAAGAAGACCAUGCUCGUUCCAAAGAACAUUACAUCAGAAGCAACGUGCUGCGUAGCAAAGGCUUUUACCAAGAUUACCCUUAAGGACAAUGUGAAGAUAGAGAACCAUACAGAUUGUCACUGCAGUACCUGCUACUAUCAUAAAUCCUAAAGCCCGUCCCUUUGUUAUUGACCAAGGACAACGGUGAAUGGAAUAUUUGUUUUUCAGCUUUUGUUGCACCACUAUGUAAAAUUUUAUGUUUUCUGGUCAAGACAAUGGGUAGACCUUUGAAUAAGAUGGAUGGCUGGUUUAUUUCCUCUUUGCUUCUUCAUGCAUUUAAGUAAGUUUAAUUAUUUCCAUUAGGGAUAAAAUACAGCACUUGCAUGAAAACCGAAGGCUUGAUCUAUUUUUA